ACGGCCAAUCACUUUCUCAGAAGCUAUCCAAUAACGAGUAGGGUUAACACGAGGCGAGCUUGGUGAACACCACACGUCCGAGUUCACUAUCUCUAUAGCUCUCGUGUCUUGCUGAGUAAAGUGUUGCAAGCUAUAAAUUUAGUCUCCUGUCUGAACAUAAGACUAGAGGAGGAUGUCUGGCGCUAACGGUGCAAAAAAACUUCUUCAACAAGUGUUAUCAGUAGUGGUGGAGUCAGGGGGCUAUGAUGCACAAUUGUCUAAGCUGUGUCUGGUGUCAGCUGGUCAGGGACGCUGUGUAGCCAAAGUGAAGAUAGAAAAGGAACACACCAAUCGAGGAGGGAAUCUCCAUGGGGGCUUCACUGCCACACUGGUUGAUGCAGUGUCUACUUUGGCCCUCAUGACCACCGAACAGGGCGCUCCAGGUGUCUCUGUUAAUAUAAACGUGUCAUACAUGAAGGGUGCUAAAACUGGAGAAGAAAUUCUCAUCAAUGCUGAGACGCUUAGGGUGGGCAAGACAAUGGCCUUCUUGGAUGUUGAUAUAAUUAACAAAGAAACAGGAGACCUGGUGGCCAAGGGCAGCCACACCAAAUUUAUUGGAUGAAGUUAAAAUAAUAGAAAACAAACAAAUAAGAAGAAAAUUUAACCACACAUGGCCAGCGGGAGAUAGAAAAGAGCAGUGAGAUACAUGGUGAUGGUGAGGGCAGUUAUAUUGGCCUUCCAGGUCUUUGUGAUCCCUAAAUGACCUCAAACUAAUCAAG
This is a messenger RNA of Portunus trituberculatus (swimming crab), 758 nucleotides long. Its product is annotated as acyl-coenzyme A thioesterase 13-like. The coding region runs from base 173 to 601 and encodes 142 amino acids. NCBI's taxonomy places the organism in Eukaryota, Metazoa, Arthropoda, Malacostraca, Decapoda, Portunidae. The record is from RefSeq and is a predicted model, not a curated record. The transcript is spliced from 5 exons. Gene Ontology annotation, molecular function: fatty acyl-CoA hydrolase activity.